Messenger RNA from Tupaia belangeri chinensis (Chinese tree shrew), 1236 nucleotides. It is a transcript of the gene DYNLT5, whose product is annotated as dynein light chain Tctex-type family member 5. Gene Ontology annotation, biological process: microtubule-based movement. Gene Ontology annotation, molecular function: dynein intermediate chain binding. The record is from RefSeq and is a predicted model, not a curated record. NCBI's taxonomy places the organism in Eukaryota, Metazoa, Chordata, Mammalia, Scandentia, Tupaiidae. Bases 195 to 740 code for a protein of 181 amino acids. The transcript is spliced from 5 exons. Gene Ontology annotation, cellular component: cytoplasmic dynein complex; cytoplasm.
UGCAGGCCGAGGGCGGUGUUUGAGGUCACCCUGGAGACCGGCCGCGGAGUCCCCAGGGAGUGCUCUGGCCGCCGGGGGCACCGAGGCCUGGGAGGCAGCAGCCACGCCGCGCGCCUCUGCCCGCAGUGGGCGAGCGUGAGGUCCGGGAGGACCAGGCGGCGCCUCCGCAGCUGCCCCAGCCCAGCCAGGUUACGAUGAUGUCGAACGUUACUAAAAACAGAGCUGCUCGGUCCCGGUCACUGAAGAAAAGGGGGAGUCUGUCUUCUCUAAGUAGUCAUGAAUUCUGGAGGAAAGAGCUUCAAGGGCGCACCAAAGACUCUCUGAGUACUGUGUCUUAUAUGGAUGAACCUAGCCAACACGACGAUGGCUCGCCUCGCCUUACAGUUCAUUUGGAAAACACCUACCAGUUGGGUCCUACCAAACACUUUCCUGUGGUCACCGUCAAUCAUAUUUUGAAAGAUGUUUUAACCAAUUAUCUCCAAGAGGAAGAAUAUGAACCAGAGCUCUGUAGACAGAUGACUAAAACAAUUGCUGAGGUUAUUAAAGCCCGGGUCAAAGACUUGAUGAUUCCACGGUAUAAACUAGUUGUGAUUAUUCACAUUGGACAACUGGCCAAUCAGAGCAUACUUAUUGGAAGCAGAUGCCUCUGGAACCCUAAAAGUGAUAACGUUUCAUCUUACAUUUUCAGAAACACUUCUCUUUUUGCACUUGCAAAUGUCUAUGCAGUUUACCUUGAGUGAUUGAAAAUAAAGAAAUCUAGACCUGACUUUUUAAAAUCAUGAAAUGGGAACUGUCUAUGGACAUAAAAGUUUUACUGCUGAAAACUGUUAUGAAACAACACAAAUACUUCAAAUAGGAGGAAGCUUUGGGACUCUUUCAUACACUUUUAAGGAUUGAGGGAGAGAGGAGUGGCAGAAGAAAAACUUUUUUUAUCCAAAGCGGGAAUUAAGUUUUAGUUUUGCUAGAUCGUUUUUCACAGACAUAAGAUUCUUAUUAAAUAUUACUUUUGGCACUAAUUAUUUUAAUUACUCUUUAAUUAAAGAGAAUUUCCUGCAUUACUUUUUAAUGAAGAGAAGCUUCUAUAUACCCUGACCAAUAAAUGACAGUAGAACAUUCUGCAUGGUAUACACAAAUGAUAAAUGUUAAUAUGCCUCCAUGCUGCAUAUAAAAGAAUACUGGUUUUCAUUUUGCACUUAAUAAAUUGAGCAGCAUUCAUUAACUGCAAUUAUUGUUACA